GUCUGCCUCGCGCCCUGCGGAGGGACUCUCUCGUCCCAAACUUCCGGCUUUGUGAACUCGGCAUUGUUCGGUUUUCUAGGAUUCUGGAGAGGUCGGUUUGGGGCUGAAUAUUAUAAAGAGAAGCUCAUCAGGAAUCUCUAGGUGCCUAAAGGACAAUUGGGAUUUGAUUGUAGCAGCACAGAUCCUGUCUGGAGGGAGACCACCCUGUGAGCCUGUAUGAUGACUGCAGAAUCCAAAGAGACUGCCAUCCUUUCUCCCCAGGCUCUACAGGAUCAGGACGGGCCUAUAAUAAUCAAGGUGGAAGAUGAUCCCACCUGGGAGCAGGAAUCUAGUCAGCAGAGUAACAGUCACCCCAACCAGGAGAUCUGGCGGCAGCGCUUCAGGCAGUUGUGCUACCAGGAGACACCUGGGCCCCGAGAGGCUCUGAGCCGAUUGCGGACGCUCUGUUGUGAGUGGCUGAGGCCAGAGAUGCACACUAAGGAGGAGAUCUUGGAACUGCUGGUGCUGGAGCAGUUCCUGAGUAUCCUACCAGAGGAACUCCAGAUCUGGUUACAGGAACGACAUCCAGAAAGUGGUGAGGAAGUAGUGAUGCUACUGGAAGAUUUGGAGAGAGAGUUGGAUGAACCAGGACAGCAGGUCUCAGCCCAUACACAGGAACAAGCAUUACUGUGGGAAGGGGUGACACCCCUGUUCCCAGCUCCAGUGACAUUGAGAAAGUCACCAAGCAUUCGGGUUCAAGCCAUGGAGACUCAGUUGACAUGUGACACUGUGGAUCCCCACCCUCUCCAAAAGAUUGGGAUUACAUUUAAGGAGUGCCCUUUAAGAGAAGCUCAAGGGGACCCUCAUAACCUAAAAACAAAACAAAACAAGACCAAAAAACCCCCCCGGGUUUGAUCCCUGAAGCACAGACCCCAUCUGGAGGGAAGCUACCCCUGAGCCUGAAUGAUGACUAUGGAGUUCUAGGCCUCCAGAUACCAAGGGAUCAAGAACAACUUGUGAUGGUCAGAGUGGUUUCAGAUAAUCCAUGGGACAACCAGCUCUGGUCAUACUUGUCAGCAGUGCUUUGGGACAGUUCUGCUAGUACAGAAGAUAAGCAGUUUGUUUAAGGAACCAGCCAUUAGUAAAUUCACUAGCAUAAUGAUGAAAGAAACAAAAAGAAUCCUGGCCAGAGCUUUGAUGACUGACUUUGGAAACUCCAAAGAGAAAGCAGUUUUAAAAGUACCACGUAGCCACUGCAAGACUGUGAAGCCACCGAGUACAACCCCACCAGGCACCAAAGAAAUGCCAGCCUCUCAUUUGGUUGGCCAGAAGCUUUAAAAAGGGCUGCUCCUUCCAGGUCCCAGCUCCUCUUAAUAACAGAUGCCAGUACUUCCUGACUAUAAAAUGGAUGACUCAGUAGUGCCAGAGGGAAAAAAAGUGGGUGGUGAUUCCAGAAAACCUGACCCAUGAGUUACUAGAGGCCAUCCACAAUCUAUGCCUUAUGGUUGAAAAAUCAUGCCAUGUAUAAGAUGGCUAUCUCACCACCACCUCUAGAAGAGUGGAUAGGAAGGGUAGCUCCACUAGCAGGGUUGUCCUGAAGCUAGCAACCAGGACCUCAGUAAGCUCCAGCAACAACAGCUGAGACAGGGAGCUAAGCCCACUCUGGAGCAGAAAGCCACUGUGAAGCAGACUACACAGUUCACUCAUCUGCUGCCCAUUCAUUUUCUCCAGCUUGUCUCCAACUUGGUGCAAUUGCAAUGCCAGGCAGUCCACUGGAAGGAGUUGGGGAAGGGAUUUUGCCAUCUUUCAAGCCCCAAUCACCUUUCUCCUAGUCUGCCCAGAAUCUCUGAGAACCUAUGAUUUCCAGUCUCAUCCAUGCUCACUGGCCAGGGCUCUCACCCUUCAAGUGAAUCCUCUCCAGACUGCCCCUCCUUCCUUGUCCACUAACCCAGCCCCACCCCCAUUUCCUUUGAUUGCUUUCUGCUCUGGAACUCAUCCUGCUUGUAAGGGCUUUUAGAUUCCUGUAUCAGGAAAAAAUGUUUUUCAAAGCCCUGUCAGGAAAGCUGUAUCAUCCCAAGAUAAGCCAAAUGUUCUCACUCCUCUCCUGACAGCUCCGACAUCUACUUCUUCCUCUCCCCCUCACCUGGAGGGAGAAAAAAGAGAGGGGUACCCACCUCUUCCUCUUCAUGCAAGCUACCAGGCUGUGCUAUCAAAAACAGGCAGUCAGCAUUAACCAGUGCUGUCACAGGCAUGUGGCUUGCCUGACAGAGAGGACCAAAGCACUGGGGUUGGUUGUUACAAGGACACAGGUAAAGUAUAGCAUAAGAUAGUCUUGGUAGCCUUGGUUCAGGUCAUGAGACCAUUGGGAUCUAAAGUUUUAAAGAAAGAACAUUUUAUGCCAUAGACACAGGGCUGAAUAUCCCCAUAGUAAUUAGACCUAAGCCUACAGCCCUGAUAGGAGAUAAGGUAAUAGCAAUAGCUAGAGCCCCAUGAAAUUUACUUUAGUAACCUGGCUUACUAUAGGUGGUGCCACCAUGGUUGGCCCUAUAUCAACAGGGUCAGAAGCUUAUACUCUGCCUGUGACCCAAGAAAGAUGGGGUGAACCUAAGGGUGGGUUCUCCAUAUGUGGGGGCACCAAUAGUACUUCUUCCAUGAUGUCUACAGCUGAAAUCUUCCCUGCUCUGUUACUCUCUCUGCUUUAGAAGAAUCCAUCUGCUCCUACCCUUAUGACUGGGCUAGAAACCAUGUGGUUUCUGGGCAGAAAGGUUUCCCCAAAGGACCUUUUAAGGUUUCUUUCAAGCCUUUGUGGGGCAUUUACCUAAUCACAAAUUGUCUCUCUUCCUCUCUUCCACCUCAAGACCUGAAUGAUGUAUCGAGCAUGUGUAUCUAGCUUCCCUGCUGAGUACAGGCUUUCAACAAUUGGUACACAAUCACAUUGGCCACUUUCUCCCAAGUUAAACAGCAUCAGAGUCUAGGGCUGAGGGUAGGAAAGGUAGAUAUGUGCUCUUCCUAUACACACUAUGGCCCUUCCUUUUGUACUUCUGAGGAUGCUGGCACAGGCCAGCCACUAGGUGGGAAGUACAUGGAAUGUUGGACUUGGAGUCAGGAACACCUGAGUUUGAACCCUAUGUCAGACACUUAUUAGUUGUGUGA
Messenger RNA from Vombatus ursinus (common wombat), 3132 nucleotides. RefSeq names its product zinc finger and SCAN domain-containing protein 31-like. The record is from RefSeq and is a predicted model, not a curated record. NCBI's taxonomy places the organism in Eukaryota, Metazoa, Chordata, Mammalia, Diprotodontia, Vombatidae. The coding region runs from base 217 to 894 and encodes 225 amino acids. Gene Ontology annotation, molecular function: RNA polymerase II cis-regulatory region sequence-specific DNA binding; DNA-binding transcription factor activity, RNA polymerase II-specific. The transcript is spliced from 4 exons. Gene Ontology annotation, biological process: regulation of transcription by RNA polymerase II.